AUGGCGGUCCAACCUAAUCCAAUGACGGCGUGGCCUUCGAUCGGAGAACGAACCACACCGGGAAAUUACACUACGGCAGAUCCAACAGCAAAUCAAGCUACUGGAAAUCCAAAUCCGAUCCCCUCGUCUUCCACAACUAAUGCCAGAGAGGUAAAAUUUGACCCUCAGGCUCACUCAAAUCCUUACUUCUUGCACAUGAAUGAAAAUCCGGCACUGGAAUUAGUCUCAUUCCAGUUAGAUGGCUCAAACUACCAUCCUUGGGCCAGAGCCAUGACUAUGGCCUUAUCCUCUUGUGGUAUCUGGAAUGACCUCAAGAGGAGGUUCAAUAAACAAGACCUCUUUCGCAUUGCAGAGAUCAAUUGUGAAAUUUACCAAACUAAGCAGAGAGACAGUUCACUGAAUGAGUAUUUCACUAGGCAAAAGUUAUUGUGGGAUGAAUUGAGUAUUCUUAGGCCCUUGAUGAGUUGUACCUGCAAUGUUAAAUGUGAAUGUGGCAAAAAGAUUGAUGAAUUGAAUGAAUACUCUAGAAAAGAUAAGCUAUCCAUCUUCUCGAUUGGAUUGCAUGAGAAGUACACAGGAGCUAGGAACCAAAUUAUGCUUAUGAGGCCUUUGCCUGAUGUUAAUGAAGCCUAUUCAAUGAUUUCUCAACAAGAAAGACAGUUUCAAAUGGCUGAUAUUGGCUUUGGAAGCCAACUACAACAAACUGGGGAAAGUAACACCACAGGCAGUGUGUUUAUGGCUAGAACAGAUGGAAACUCUCAGGCAGGGUUCAAGAAGUUUUCAACAACAAAUAAAAGACCUGUGUGCACACAUUGUGGCUACACAGGGCAUACAGAAGACAAAUGCUAUAAGAAGUAUGGGUAUCCCCCAGGCUGGAGACCUAAAUCCAAGAAUCGAGGCUAUGCAAGUGCAAAUCAAACACAAGGAUCAUCAACACACCAGCAGACUAACAGUAAUGGGGUGUCAUUCACUCAUGAUGAUUUUGCAAGGUUUCUUGAGUUCAUGCAGUCCAAGAAACCAACCAGUGAGAGCUUGAAUUCACCUUUUGAUCAACCCCCAAAGGCUCUAGUCAACACUUUAUCCACUGGUUUCCAGAAUGAAGGUAUGCUUCCUUCACUCAACUCUGUUAAAAUCAACAAGAAUGACUGGAUUGUGGAUAGUGGUGCUACCCACCAUAUUAUUUGUGAUUUGGAAAUAUUAAGUGAUCAAAAGGAAGUCCACAAUUUACAUGUUGAUUUGCCAAAUGGCCAACAAGCUGCUAUUAGCUUUACUGGAUCAGUUCAUCUGUCUGCUGAGCUUAUUUUGCAUAAUGUGCUUUAUGUUGCUGGUUUCCAUUAUAAUCUGAUUUCAGUAGGAGCUCUUGCUAAGAACACCAAAUGUGUCAUAGAAAUGCAGUCUGAUAAGUGUGUUAUACAGGAUGCUAUCCAUGGGAAGGUGAUUGGAAGGGUUGAGCUGAGAAAUAGCCUAUACUACCUAGUCUUUCCAGUUGAAUAUUUGUCUGUAUGCAAUUCCAUUUCAAUUGCCAGGGCUCUUAGGUUUCAGGCCAAUCUUCCAGAGAAGUUUUGGGGGGAAUGUGUUCUACAUGCUGCUUACAUAAUAAACAGGCUCCCAUUAACUGCUCUAAACAACAAGAUUCCCUACCAAGUCCUAAUGAAGAAAGUACCUCAGUUCCAACACUUAAGAGUUCUUGGAUGCCUAGCCUAUGCUACUGUGCUAGGACCUAAGUCUAAGUUGGAUGCAAGGGCUAGGAACUGCAUCUUCCUUGGCUAUGCUAAUGGUGUGAAGGGCUACAAGGUGUAUGAUCUCAAAUCCAAAGAAAUGUCUAUAUCAAGAGAUGUGAUUUUUUGUGAGGACAUUUUUCCUUUCCAGCAGGUUGAUGAUGCAGGGAAUGGAACCCCUCAGAUCAUACUUCCCACUGAUGGAACUAUUCCCAUUGAGUUUCCAGAAAUUCCCCAGGGACAAGCCACUGAAUGUAGAAUCCAGACAAGUUCUAAUUCUGGAUGUGAAUCUCCUGAUGAGCAGAAUGUUGAGCAGACUCAUUCAUGGAGUGGGACAAAUGAGCAGAUAUAUGAUGAUGAGCAGGUGUCAAAUGAGCAGGUGUCUGAUGAUGUGGCUCAUAUCCCUCCCUCUGAGAUUCCCCAACAACAAGUUAAUAGAAGGUCAACCAGGCAGAAACAACCUCCACAUUACUUACAAGACUAUGUAUGUCAAAGUACAUCUGUAAAGACAUCUCCCCAUGACAUGUGCAAAGUCCUCAGUUAUGACAGACUGUCACCACAUUUUCAAUCCUUUGUUAUGAACAUUUCCUGCCAAGUUGAACCAAAGAAUUACCAAGAGGCAGCAAAGUAUGAAUGCUGGACAAAAGCCAUGAAAGAAGAGAUUAGUGCACUGGAAAAGAAUAACACCUGA
Ipomoea nil (Japanese morning glory) is the source of this 2409-nucleotide messenger RNA. RefSeq lists its product as uncharacterized. The transcript has 2 exons. The coding region runs from base 1 to 2409 and encodes 802 amino acids. NCBI's taxonomy places the organism in Eukaryota, Viridiplantae, Streptophyta, Magnoliopsida, Solanales, Convolvulaceae. The record is from RefSeq and is a predicted model, not a curated record.